AUGUCGAGCCACUCCCCCUCGCCUGAGACACCAGAGCGUUCUCAAACCCCAGCUUCGGUCUCCUCAGCAGCGGCCGCGCAGAGAUCGUGCGCCACUUGUCGUCGACGCAAGGUCCGCUGCGACAAGAAGUGCCCUUGCACGCCGUGUUCUCGCGGCGGCCACGCAUGUUCCUAUCCGCCCAAGGAGCCGAGAGCGCCCAGGGUGCGCAAGGCGACCAUCAAUGACGUUGCGACGAGGAUAUCGAGGCUGGAGGAGACGCUGACGUCCAUUCCUGGCCGACAGGCAUCGCACCCGCACGCCCACUUUCUAGCUUCGCCAAAAACGGUUAUUGCUGGUCCGCAUGCAAACCCCUUGAGCGCAGCCGCCGCCGUUGGGCAGGAAACUUCGCCGGCGGCAGUUGGCAGUCCCCAUCCUGGAGGGGAGAUAUUGCUGGAGAAGGGCUCGUCGACGCAGUACUUCAAUGAGGUUCUGGUCUCGCGUGUUGUUGGGCAGGAGAGCAAUGUUCGUACUGCCCUCGCAACACCGAGAGCGGACGACACGUCCCAGGCACAUGUCCCAUCGCCCUUCAAUCCCAUGGGAAUACUAUCAACGCCCCUAUCGUCCCAUCCACCUUCAAGUUUCCACCCUUCUAAAUAUACCGCUGUGCAACUAUGGAGGGUCUUUGUGGACAACGUCGACUGCUUCUUCAAAAUUCUCCACAUUCCGACUUCGGAAGUUUUGGUCUACACGGUGAUUAACGACCCAGCAACAGCUUCACCCGAGGCAUUGGCCCUGUGUUACGCCGUAUAUUACGCCUCCACUGUGGCUCUCGAUGAGAGAGAGGACUGUCCACGGCUUCUAGGGGAGCCCUGGUUGAGUGCCCUGCACCGGUAUAAAGCCGGACUCGAACAGAGUUUUGCCCAGGCAGAUUUGCUGGAGAACCCUACCGUCUUAUUACUACAGGCUAUGGCAAUCUACCUUAGCGCAGUACGAGUCCACAAUACGGGCCGCUCCGUCUGGACCUUCAAUGGCCUAGUCAUAAGAAUCGCGCAAUCCAUCGGUCUCCACCGUGACGGCACGAAACUCGGCCUCUCGCCGUUCGAGUCCGAAAUCCGCCGCCGUCUGUGGUGGUACCUGCUGGGCCGUGAUGGCCGUGCUGCCGAAGAUCUCGGCCUGCUCGACCUUCCCACACCUAAUGUCAUAAUGUCUGGCGGCGCUGAGCUCCCACUCAACCUCGAAGACGGCGAUCUGGAUCCGAACAUGAAGGAUCUACCACCACCCCGCAAAGGCUGGACUCGCAUCCUCUCGUCCCUCGCCAACAUUCGCAUUUGCCAAACAUGGGCUGACCUCCUCCAACUAUCAUGGUCCAACCCUUCGACCCCUCCACCUUUCGAGGCUCGAGAUCGCAUCGUCGCAAAACUAGUCGAAACCGUCGAGACCCUUAUCAAAGAAUGCAACCCCGUCAUUCCCAUGCAAAGACUCACAAUCACAACUUGUCGCUUCAUUGUCCGCAAAUUGGACUUCGUCACGCGCCAGCAGUGGGAGGCCCACCACCAUCCGGAACAACAGGAGCUUUUGGCGACGGAGGAAACCCUCCUCGAGGCACUUGGCCUGUUUGAAGAAGGAGAGCACUUGCUGAAGGAUGAGCUGCUGCGUCCGUAUACCUGGUCAAUGCGAUCAUACCCGCAGUAUCACUUGAUGCUGUUUAUUCUGUGGAACAUAUGCCUGCGCCCGAGGCGGUCUUGCGCCCUUCGAGCCUUCAGAUCUGUAGAGAAAUACGUCAAGGUGAUGGAGAAGACGGGUACAGCCGUCUUUCGGGGACCCAAGUGGACGAUUUUCAAGGCGUUAAUGACACGCGCCGCGGCGUCAAUACCAUGGCAUGGUUGUGAGAAAGGCGGACAUCAGUUGCCAAUGAGUGAGGUGCCUGUGAGCGCUGGUGUCGAUCAAGGACUCGGAACUGGCAUCAUGCCGGGGUCGACAACCCGCAAAUUUGUCGAGAUGAACGAUGCAGGGAUGUUCGAGGACAUGCAGCACAUGCCUGACUGGAGUACCCUGCUACAAGGCUUUUUGCAAGAAGAGUCCAAUUUCUCAGUCAUGAUGUGA
This is a messenger RNA of Metarhizium acridum CQMa 102, 2082 nucleotides long. RefSeq lists its product as uncharacterized. Gene Ontology annotation, biological process: DNA-templated transcription. The record is from RefSeq and is a predicted model, not a curated record. NCBI's taxonomy places the organism in Eukaryota, Fungi, Ascomycota, Sordariomycetes, Hypocreales, Clavicipitaceae. Gene Ontology annotation, molecular function: zinc ion binding; DNA binding.